AUGGCCAUGCUGAAGAAUGUGUAUGGCUCGGGCCUGCCGGCCCGCAUUCAGAUCGAGCGGCAGAUCCUUGAAAGGGUGGGACGCCUACCAGGCCUGCCCUCCUCUCGCAUCGGCCUCGACUCCAUGUCUGGGGCCCUGGACGACUUCUCAUUCGAGGAUUACCUUGGCUUGCCUGGUGACUCUGAGGUGGCACCCCCAGACCUUCACUCCCUCAUGGAGGCCCACCUCGGCAUGGCCAGAGUGACCAAGCCAGCCUCUCGCGCAUUUCUGUGA
Messenger RNA from Auxenochlorella protothecoides, 273 nucleotides. Its product is annotated as Proteasome maturation protein-like protein. The coding region runs from base 1 to 273 and encodes 90 amino acids. NCBI's taxonomy places the organism in Eukaryota, Viridiplantae, Chlorophyta, Trebouxiophyceae, Chlorellales, Chlorellaceae. The record is from RefSeq and is a predicted model, not a curated record. Gene Ontology annotation, biological process: proteasome assembly. Gene Ontology annotation, cellular component: nucleus; cytoplasm. The transcript is spliced from 2 exons.